AUGCAGGGUUCAGGAAGAGAAUGCUGGGAAAACUCUCCACAUAUGGAUCUGUGCGAUCCUUAUUCUCGCGAACGUCUCGCUCAAAGAUCUGUCGAACGAGAGACUGAACGCACCUCCGACAGGCGCGCACUGUAUCCCGCCGAUGAGGGCAUAAUCUACCAAGAGGCACAACCAAGCUUAAACGACAGCGAAUUUGGCCGCGUCGACCCCACGGGCUGGUACCCGCAUUACAGAGAAUGUGUACAGUUCUUUCUCGAGCGAAGCCAGUAUAUCCCCUCAGUACAGUCCGUGGCAGCUUUUAUCAAUAUCCGUCUACCCUGUCAGUUGCCCGCUGACAGCGCCGCAUCCGCAUCCGCAUCCGCCUCCACAUCCACAUCAACACCAUACGUCUCUCUACGACCCUACGUCCGUCGCUUGAUCGUGACAGCACAGGACUCCCCCGUUACCAUGCGCACCUUCUUCGGUGACAAUUGGGAAGCAGGAGUAGGUUGCAUUUACAAACAAGAACGUAUCAACUAUCUUUUCACAGCGAAGAGUAGUGGGUGGGCAUCUACUAAAACAAACUACGAUAUGUCGCCUGAUGAACAAACUCCAUUCUUGCGCCCGCUCCGAGAUCCUUCCGAAGAAGAAAUCCGGGCUGCGGAGGCGCGCUGGAGUGAAUGGCUGGCUAUGGAGGAUUGGAUGGUGGGGGCUCGGAGCCCCUGGUAA
This is a messenger RNA of Penicillium angulare, 708 nucleotides long. RefSeq lists its product as uncharacterized. The transcript has 2 exons. The coding region runs from base 1 to 708 and encodes 235 amino acids. Lineage: Eukaryota; Fungi; Ascomycota; Eurotiomycetes; Eurotiales; Aspergillaceae. The record is from RefSeq and is a predicted model, not a curated record.